Messenger RNA from Marasmius oreades (fairy-ring Marasmius), 966 nucleotides. RefSeq lists its product as uncharacterized. Gene Ontology annotation, cellular component: membrane. Bases 1 to 966 code for a protein of 321 amino acids. Gene Ontology annotation, biological process: transmembrane transport. Gene Ontology annotation, molecular function: transmembrane transporter activity. The record is from RefSeq and is a predicted model, not a curated record. The transcript is spliced from 9 exons. NCBI's taxonomy places the organism in Eukaryota, Fungi, Basidiomycota, Agaricomycetes, Agaricales, Marasmiaceae.
AUGCGUUUAAUGAACUAUGUCAUGACCUAUAGUUACGUCCUUGGAGGUGUAACGGCCGUCAUGUGGAUAAUGCGAUUUAUUGUCUUCGACCUGCAAGAAUCUUCCAAGUAUCUCAUAGCCAACGGCCGGGAUGAAGAAGCAAUCGAGGUUCUUCACCGCAUCGCUCGCAAGAACGGUAGAACAGUGACCCUGACAUUGGAAAAGCUUAGAGCUGCAGCACAUGAACAAGCCGGUUCUACCCAGACAGCCAACAAACUUUCGACACUGCAGGUCCUGAAAAACUCUGUCUCGAGUCUUAGCUUCUCCCAUGUUACUCCGCUAUUUUCUACGAGAAGGCUGGCUAUAAAUACUAGUCUCACUAUCGCACUUUGGGGUCUCAUCGGUCUCGCAUAUCCCCUCUUCAACGGUUUCAUCACCCUAUACCUCAGCACUCAAAUCCCGAACAGCACGCUUAGCACGAACGAAACCUACCGGGACUAUGCUAUCAUCUCCGUAAUGGGAAUACCAGGCUCAAUCGUCGCUUGCCUUGUCGUUGACUUUACGAGGAAGAAUCCAGGGAAAUUCGCCAUGGGAGGAAGGAAAGUUACUAUGGCUGUUUCUACAGCCUUAACUGGUGUCUUUCUGUUCCUCUUCACUACUAGCAAGUCACAUGCCGCAGUCUUGGGCUACUCGUGUGCCUCUGGGUUUACCGAGAACGCUAUGUACGGAGUACUCUACGCUUAUACUCCUGAGGUGUUCCCUGCUCCUCAUCGUGGAACUGGCGAUGCGAUUUGCUCAGCUUUCAACCGUGUAACUGGGCUUCUUGCCCCUAUCAUCAAAAUCGUUACCACGCAUGCAGAUGGGUCCCCCAUCGGUGGUGCUUCUGCUGCUAAUGGUCCGAUAUUUGUAUCUGCCACGCUCUUCCUUGUUUCUUCGUUAUUGAUGCUGUUACUCCCGAUCGAGACUGCCGGAAAGGCUGCACUAUGA